Molecule: messenger RNA, 2612 nt
Organism: Nannospalax galili (Upper Galilee mountains blind mole rat)
Lineage: Eukaryota; Metazoa; Chordata; Mammalia; Rodentia; Spalacidae
Gene: Snx10
Product: sorting nexin 10
Exons: 8
Coding region: 227-841 (204 amino acids)
Biological process (GO): intracellular protein transport
Molecular function (GO): phosphatidylinositol binding
Source: RefSeq, a predicted model, not a curated record
CCGCAGCGUGCGCGGGGAACUCUGGGCUGCGCUCGCUCGGGUGCGCUCCUGGGCGCUCGCCACCGCCGCGCCGCGCCUUUGAGUCAGCAAACUCAGCGCUCCGCCGGGCCCUGGCCGCGCUGCCGCGAGGACGGCCGAUAAGCUACAACUCUGCAUUAAAGAAACAGAAAGAGAGAAGAAAAGAAAAAGGCAAUGAAGAACUGUCUGUGACGAUUGAAUUCAUCCUAUGCUGAAGAUGUUUCCAGAACAACAGAAGGAGGAAUUCGUAAGUGUUUGGGUCCGAGAUCCAAGGAUUCAGAAGGAAGACUUUUGGCAUUCUUAUAUUGACUAUGAGAUAUGUAUUCACACAAAUAGCAUGUGUUUUACAAUGAAGACAUCUUGUGUACGAAGAAGGUACAGAGAAUUUGUAUGGUUGAGGCAGAGACUGCAAAGCAAUGCACUGCUGGUACAAGUGCCAGAACUUCCAUCUAAAAAUCUGUUUUUCAACAUGAACAAUCGCCAGCAUGUUGAUCAGCGUCGUCAGGGUUUGGAAGAUUUCCUCAGAAAAGUCCUGCAGAAUGCACUUUUGCUCUCUGAUAGCAGCCUGCACCUCUUCCUGCAGAGCCAUCUGAACUCCGAGGACAUUGAGGCAUGCGUUUCUGGGCAGACCAAGUACUCGGUGGAGGAAGCAAUUCACAAGUUUGCCUUGAUGAACAGACGUUUUCCUGAAGAAGACGAAGAAGGGAAAAAAGACAACGAUGUAGAUUAUGAUUCAGAGAGUUCAUCCUCUGGGCUUGGACUCAGCAGUGAUGACAGCAGUUCACAUGGAUGUAAAACAAGUGCAGCUCUGCAGGAGUCUUGAAAAGGAAGUCUAGUGCUACCACCUUAGGAAAAGCAAAUUGUGUCCAGCCAGGGAGAAGAAAGCUUGCUCAAUAUAUUCUUACCUAAUGCUCACUGUCUCAUUCUUAGGUAGUUAAACUCUUAAAGGCAGUGGGUUGUUUAUUAGUGGUAUGUAUUUUUAUGUUGUCUAAUCUUAGCCAAGCCUCUGUAUAAAGCUAUAGAGUCCAUGAAUGCUAUACCAUCCUUUAUUGCCAGGUAUUACUAGUAAACACGAUCCUACUAAAAUGAAAUGAUUUAUAUGUUAUAUAUAUAAGAAGAAAAUCCAGUUGGUCCUACUGCAUUUUAAAGAGCCAGGUGUAUUGGUAGCACUUAAAUCCAGACAGAGCACUCCUGAGAAUUAGUGGGGCAGUUGCCAUAAACACGACGUGUCCAUGCUACCCACUGUGCUGUGGUGCAGAGUGACAGCAAGCGGAUGGCCUCUCUGACAUGUGGCUUCUGUUCUGAGAAUAUCUCAACACUGGCAAAUACUUAGGUUUGGGGUGUUUGAUUGAAAUAUUUCAGAGUAUUUAAAUUUUUCAGUAUUCUCCUUCACAUAUAAAUGGAAAAUAUGUCUUAUGAAUAGAGACGUAUUGAAAUAAUGUUUACAUCUUAGGAAUAAAGACAGAAAUAGUGCUAGUAAUUUUGCUUAAAUUUUCAGUAUGUAGAUUUAGACGUACAUUUUAUUGUUCAAAUCAGCUCAGACAUGGUUUCUGGCAACAGUUCAUCCUCAUUGUCUAAUUAGAAUGGCAUGUUAGUGAUUUAUUUUCUGAGCAAAUGUGUAAUUUUUUUUUCACCAGGUAAUCUUCAUUAUCAGUGGUGGCUCCUCACUACUUAUUUUUAAAAAUUAAUACAUUUAAUUUUACCCAUAAAUAUUCCAAGAAUUUUGGAACAGAUGCCAACUCAAUAAUUUCAGAAUUCAUUAUUUGUUAUUCAUUCUUUUAGAAGCCCCCUUUCUAUGUAUCUACCUGAAGAUUGACUUAAUUUUAAUAAAAUAUCUUUUUCUUAGUGGCCCAAAAAUAAGAUGUCUUGGAAAAACUCCUUUGAACCUCCAGUUUCAGAUGAGGCAUCAUUUUUCUGAGCUAAUUCACCAAGUUUCUUCCUGGUGGAAUAGGGUGAAGUUUCUCUGCAAGGCUAGCUGGAAGGUAUUUCACAAAACUGGGAUAACUUGUUGCUUUAAUAGAACAGGACUCACAGUCACUGGCAGCAAAGGCUGCUGCAAAAAGCAGCCACUUUAUUUUAAUUGGGAGUUUGAAAGUUAUUCUAUUAAUAAAAAGCUAUUGAAGUAUACUUUGAAAUGCUUAUUUCAAAAGCUGGCCAAAAAGAAACAGAAAAAUUAAAUUAAGGAUAAUAAUGGUUUCUUUAAUUUCUCCUUGUUUUAGUUUGGUCCAAAACAUUAUUAAACUUUUGUAAGUAUUUUGAUUUAAUGUUCUUAGAUCCUGUUACUUUACUUUAUAAUAUUCGUUAUCUUAAUACAGGAAGCAAAAGAAAAAGAUUUAGCAAUUCCUUAUUACCUUGCUGACAUGUGAAGUUUGCCAUCUGUGCCUUGCAGAGCAAUCCCAGUCCCUCAGCAGUGUAUAUGAAUGCAAAAUAUUUCUGUUUCAGCCCUUUUGAAAAGCAUAUACUGUACCAUCAAUUGUCAUGUUAUUUUUGAUGAUGUUAACAUAGCCCAAAAAAUUAAUAUUAAGUAAUGCUUAUUAUUUGCUAUGUAAACUUCAUGAGAUCAUUGUUUUCACAUUAAACAUGAAAAAAACCCA